AUGGGCAACGCGGGCAGCGUGGACGCGCAGCAGACGGAGGUGCGGGCGCACAGCGCGCCCCUCAAGCUGCCCAUGCCCGAGCCCGGCGAGCUCGAGGAGCGCUUCGCCGUCGUGCUGAACGCCAUGAACCUGCCGCCCGACAAGGCCCGGCUGCUGCGGCAGUACGACAACGAGAAGAAGUGGGAGCUCAUCUGCGACCAGGAAAGAUUUCAAGUGAAGAACCCGCCACAUACCUAUAUCCAGAAGUUAAAGGGCUACCUGGACCCCGCGGUGACGAGGAAGAAAUUCAGAAGACGAGUCCAAGAAUCGACUCAAGUGCUUCGAGAACUGGAAAUUUCCUUAAGAACAAAUCACAUCGGAUGGGUCAGGGAGUUCUUGAAUGAAGAAAACAAGGGCCUGGAUGUUCUGGUGGAAUAUCUGUCAUUUGCACAGUAUGCAGUCACUUUUGACUUUGAAAGUUUGGAGAACAAUGUGGAAAACUCCGUGGACAAGUCCAAGCCUUGGAGCCGGUCCAUCGAGGACUUGCACAGAGGGAGCAAUUUACCCUCGCCAGUGGGCAACAACAUCUCGCGCUCCGGCCGACACUCCACUUUGCGGUAUAAUACCCUGCCAAGCCGAAGAACGCUAAAAAACUCCAGAUUAGUGAGCAAGAAGGACGAUGUUCAUGUCUGCAUCAUGUGUUUACGUGCCAUAAUGAAUUACCAGUAUGGAUUCAAUAUGGUCAUGUCGCAUCCCCAUGCCGUUAACGAAAUUGCACUAAGUUUGAACAACAAGAAUCCCAGGACCAAAGCCCUCGUCUUGGAGCUGCUGGCCGCCGUGUGCCUGGUCCGAGGAGGGCACGAGAUCAUCCUCUCGGCGUUUGAUAACUUCAAGGAGGUYUGUGGGGAGAAGCAGCGCUUUGAGAAGCUGAUGGAGCACUUCCGAAAUGAGGACAACAACAUUGACUUCAUGGUGGCCUGCAUGCAGUUCAUCAACAUCGUUGUCCACUCGGUGGAAGACAUGAACUUCCGAGUCCACCUGCAGUACGAGUUCACGAAGCUGGGCCUGGAUGAGUAUCUGGACAAACUUAAGCACACUGAGAGUGACAAGCUGCAGGUGCAAAUCCAGGCCUACCUGGAUAACGUUUUUGAUGUGGGAGCUUUGCUGGAGGAUGCUGAAACCAAGAACGCUGCCUUGGAAAGAGUUGAAGAACUGGAAGAAAAUAUUUCUCAUUUAUCUGAAAAACUCCAAGAUACGGAGAAUGAAGCAAUGGCAAAGAUUGUGGAACUGGAAAAACAGCUCAUGCAGAGAAACAAAGAACUGGAUGUGAUUCGGGAAAUCUACAAAGACGCAAAUACCCAGGUUCAUACGCUGAGGAAGAUGGUCAAAGAAAAAGAGGAGGCCAUCCAGCGGCAGUCAACGCUGGAGAAAAAGAUCCACGAACUGGAGAAGCAGGGCACCAUCAAAAUCCAGAAGAAGGGUGAUGGGGACAUCUCCAUUCUGCCCGUGGCGCUGGCUGCCGGCGCGCUGCCCGCAGGGGCGGACGCCGUGGCCGGCACCAGUGUCGCGGCAGGCGCCGGGGCCGCGUCUUCGGUGCCGCUGCCGCCGCCGCCGCCACCUCUGCCAGCCUCAGCGGCGGCGCCCGAGGCGGUGCAAAACGGCCCCGUGUCGGCGCCGAUGCCGCCGCCGCCGCCUCCGCCACCACCACCACCUCCGCCUCUGCCAGGCCCGGCCCUGGAGGCGGCUCCCGCGGCGCCGCCGCCGCCGCCCUCGGCUCCCCCCUUGCCCGGCACCUCUCCCACCGUGGUCUUCAACUCAGGACUCGCAGCUGUGAAAAUCAAGAAGCCCAUCAAGACCAAGUUCCGCAUGCCCGUCUUCAACUGGGUGGCCCUCAAGCCCAACCAGAUCAACGGGACGGUCUUCAACGAGAUCGAUGACGAGAGGAUCCUGGAGGACUUAAACGUGGAUGAAUUUGAAGAAAUAUUCAAAACAAAAGCCCAAGGGCCAGCCAUUGAUCUUACUUCGAGCAAGCAAAAGAUAACACAGAAAGGCUCGAACAAAGUCACGUUACUGGAUGCAAACCGGGCCAAAAAUCUUGCCAUUACUUUAAGGAAAGCUGGAAAGACAGCGGAUGAAAUAUGCAAAGCCAUUCACGUGUUUGACCUGAAAACGCUGCCGGUGGAUUUUGUGGAGUGCCUGAUGCGGUUCCUGCCCACCGAGAACGAGGUGAAGGUGCUGCGGCUCUACGAGCGGGAGCGGAAGCCCAUCGAGAACCUGUCCGACGAGGACCGCUUCAUGAUGCAGUUCAGCAAGAUCGAGAGGCUCAUGCAGAAGAUGACCAUCAUGGCCUUCAUAGGCAACUUUGCCGAGAGCAUCCAGAUGCUGACCCCCCAACUUCACGCAAUAAUAGCUGCGUCCGUCUCAAUAAAAUCAUCCCAAAAGCUUAAGAAAAUACUGGAGAUAAUCCUGGCGCUGGGUAACUACAUGAACAGCAGUAAGCGGGGAGCUGUCUACGGGUUCAAGCUGCAGAGCCUGGACCUGCUCCUGGAGACCAAGUCAACGGACCGAAAGCAGACGCUGUUGCACUACAUCUCUAACGUCGUCAAGGAGAAGUACCAGCACGUGUCGCUCUUCUACAACGAGCUGCAUUACGUGGAGAAGGCAGCCGCAGUGUCUCUGGAGAACGUCCUSCUGGACGUGAAGGAGCUGCAGAGAGGCCUAGACCUGACGAAGCGGGAGUACAGCAUGCACGACCACAACACGAUGCUGAAGGAGUUCAUUCAGAACAACGAGGGAAAGCUAAAGAAACUGCAGGACGAUGCAAAGAUAGCCCAGGAUGCCUUCGACGACGCUGUGAAGUACUUCGGGGAGAACCCCAAGACCACCCCCCCGUCGGUGUUUUUCCCCGUGUUUGUCCGGUUUGUGAAAGCCUACAAGCAAGCAGAAGAAGAGAAUGAGUUGAGAAAAAAGCAGGAACAGGCCUUAAUGGAAAAACUGAUGGAACAAGAAGCACUGAUGGAGCAACAGGACCAAAAGUCUCCUUCGCACAAGAGCAAGAGGCAGCAGCAGGAGCUCAUCGCCGAGCUCCGGCGGCGGCAGGUCAAGGACAACAGGCACGUGUACGAGGGCAAGGACGGGGCCAUCGAAGACAUCAUCACAGAUCUCCGCAGCCAGCCGUACCGCCGGGCCGACGCGCUGAGGAGGAGCGUGCGGCGCCGCUUCGACGAGCAGAGCCUGCGCGCGGCCAACGGCACCGACAUCCCCAUGUGAGCGCCGCGGCCGCGCCGAGCCCGGAGACGCGCGGCACGCCGGCGCCCGCCGCUCCGCCGCCGCUAACAAGUGCCUAGAACUGAAGCACCUGCUCCGACUAAUCAAAGCAAUAGGACUUGGCUUGGCUGGGUCUCGCUGUACACCCACGCAUUYUCCCGUGUUCCUAACCAAAAUGUAAAGUAGGUGUUGCCUGCGGCUGCCGGGUUCUGCUGCGCUGAGGUCUGCAGGUGACCUGCACACAGGGGAGGGCCCCUCGGCCGCGUUGCCCACGCACCCACCUCGGCUCCAGCUGCACUUACAGGCUCUUCUUUU
Molecule: messenger RNA, 3561 nt
Organism: Nothoprocta perdicaria
Lineage: Eukaryota; Metazoa; Chordata; Aves; Tinamiformes; Tinamidae
Gene: FMNL2
Product: formin like 2
Exons: 26
Coding region: 1-3249 (1082 amino acids)
Biological process (GO): regulation of cell shape; cell migration; cortical actin cytoskeleton organization
Cellular component (GO): cytosol
Molecular function (GO): small GTPase binding; actin filament binding
Source: RefSeq, a predicted model, not a curated record